This is a messenger RNA of Parus major (Great Tit), 1996 nucleotides long. RefSeq names its product family with sequence similarity 124 member B (gene FAM124B). Lineage: Eukaryota; Metazoa; Chordata; Aves; Passeriformes; Paridae. The transcript is spliced from 4 exons. Gene Ontology annotation, cellular component: nucleoplasm. The record is from RefSeq and is a predicted model, not a curated record. The coding region runs from base 532 to 1803 and encodes 423 amino acids.
GGAACCUGCUCAUGGGAGCUGCUUCCAGCUACAAACCAAGCCCUGAUGAACUUACUUCGUUUCAGUGCUUUCCUGUACAGGCAAAUUGCCCUAUUCUUCACAGGCAGGAAGGCAGAUGACUGCCUGCCCCUGCCCUGUAGCAAGGAGUUGAUGAAUCAUUUCCUUUUUCAUAUUUUAGUGAAAUUGUGUUGUUCAGAGCUCAUCUAGAGAAUGUCAAUGUUUUUGAGCACUUGCGCUCUUCACUUUCUUCUUGCAAUUGUCUGAAGGCUGGAUUUUGUUUUUGUCUCCCUCCCCUCAGCAGUUACUUGCUUGAAGAGUUGCAGAAGCUUAUCUGUGUGCCCCAGAAGGGUGGGACUCACAGAGAUCACAGGCUUUUUACAAUGAGCCAAAGCCAGCCUGAAGACUAAGAGAAAAUUUGCUGAGGGUUUCAGCUGUGAGUGCCACAUGGGCUUUGCAAAAGCAGCGAUUGCUCUGGAGGGACUCGGCUGGGUCUGGGGCGACUUCCACUGCUAAGAGACAAGAGCCUUUGCAAUGGAUGAUGGAGCAGAGUCUCUGAUGACCGUGCAUCUCCUCACCCAUUUGGGACACUCAUUUCCUCUGCGGCAAACUCUGGAUCGCCUUUUGGAGUGGCUGUGCCUGGACGUUCGCCUUUUCCUGGUGUCCGAGAGAAUUCCCCCCCUGAAAUACUACGAGAGGUACCGCAAGAGGAGCUGCAGCUUCCCUGGAAUAUCCAUCCUCCUUUUUCUGCACGAGGACUUGGGAGAAGAACGGAUUUUCCAGGUCCACGAGCAGUUCCAGCGCCCUCCCUGGCGGUACCAGCGGGCCCAGUUUGGUGAUGGGCAAAGCCCCCCCUUUGCCCCAUCCCACCAGGACUUCUACGGCCUGGAUGAGCAGCUGCCCGUGUGGGGCGUCAGGCGGGCGCACCGCGGCCCCGAAAUCCUGCGCGUCACCCUCUACUGCAGCUUUGACAACUACGAGGAUGCAGUCAGGCUCUACGAGAUGAUCCUCCAGAAAGAAGGCACUCUGCAGAAGAGCACUUUGUGUGUCUUCGUGCUGCACAGCACCCCGCACGUGGCCGUGCAGCUGUGCCUGAAGCAGCUGCCCAUCGGGGUGGCCGCCGAGCCCAGAGACUCGUCAGCCUUGCAGUUCAGGGUGCAAGAAAUCGGGCAGCUGGUGCCCCUCCUUCCCAACCCCUGUGUUCCUAUCAGCAGCACCAGGUGGCAAACACAGGACUAUGAAGGAAACACGAUUCUGCUCAAGGUUCAAAGCAGCUGCAGGACCCUUGAAAGAAACAUCGGGCUUUCCCAGCAGCGCAAUGUAACAGGCAGUGGAAAAAUCCCGCAGGACUGUAUGCCAGCCCCUCUCCCUGGAAAACAGGGUAAUCCUGGGCGGAGAAGCCAGGAGGUGAGAGCUCUGAAGAGUAAAGUAAAACCUGAGCCCGGUGAAGUCGCUGUGUCUGAGCGAGCCGGCGGUGACCUGCGGAGGCGCUCCUGCGGUGCCCGCGGUGCGGCAGCAGCCCGGCCGCGCUGGGAAGCGCCUUCUCUCGGCAGGCAGGGGGCCCGGGGGCCGCGGGCUCCUCUCCCGGAGAGCCGCCGGCCCCGGGCACCAGAGACCGACGUGGACACCGGGCUGGCCGUGGGGCAUCCCGGCCGCUGCCCGCUGAGCCGCCUCCCCGGGGCCCUGCGGAGCAGCCCCCGGCAGCAGCCUCGCCCCGGGGCCGGGAGCGACAAAGCGGAGCUCGGAGCUCCGCGGGCCAGCCCCGCACACCCGGCACCCGACGAGGAGGAGGAAUUCUUUAUAUGACUGAAACCGAACGUGCCAGAUGGACUCGCCCUUCCCAAAGGACGGCGGAGCGCUUUUCGGUGUGCUGUGAGCGCUCUGCUCGGCGGGUACCUCUGCAGCUGUGGCGCCCCGCCAGGGGUCACUGAGGCAGACACUGAAUUCCCAUGGAGAGAUGCUAAGGAGCGUGCGGGGAAAAUAACACUAUUUACUGAAA